GAUAUCAGCAAGCAAAAGCGAGACAUCAUGUCAUACAAAGCCCAAGCUCCGGUAUACAACACCGACAACGGCGAAAAACCUCCUCCAUCAAUUGAAGACGAGAGAGUUAGCCCAAAGACUUUCUAUAAGCUAGCUACUCUUGAUUUAGAAUCCGACUCUGAGUAUGAAUCUGAGAUUGAAGAGUAUGAAGCUUGUCAGGAACCAUAUUAUGAUUACAAACGUGAGGAGAGAUCUCGUGCGAGAUCUCCAUCCUCUGAGUCUGUCCAUUGGCAAUCUAGCUCCAAAUCGUACAGGGAUGGUCACAAACCACAAGCUACCUAUGAAAGAGAGAGUUAUCGCAGACCAACAGUUCCUCAUACAGAUUCGACAGAAGAAUAUUGUGCCCGAAAGCGAGCGGAGCGAGCUGCUCGAAAUACCAGGGAUGAUAAGCCUCAACAACCUCGCUAUAGCCGCAAAGCUCCUUCCCCGGAGAGGGAAGAAUAUCGCAGGCCUCAUGUUCCUUAUCCAUCCUCAGAUCAGUACUACAGCCCUAGAGCCCGAUCACCACCUCCUCCUCCCACACGACCAAGAUAUCAACCCGAAUCUUACAAAUCUUCUUCGUUCCCAUACUCAUCUUCUAGCCGCACACGUGCCAAGAAACUAAGUAAGAUGGAAGAAGAACGAGAAGACAGAGAAAGAAUUAGAGAGGAUCUUCGAGCAAAACAAGAACUCAAGAAGGAAAGACUUAGAAGACAUCACGAAGAGACUUUGAGGGCUAAAGAAGUAUUAGAUCAUAUCAGAUUACGGAGAGAAGAAGAAGAACGUCUUAAAGAUCGUCUUAGACACAGACAAAAUGGUCCAGACGAAAGACAUCAAUCUCGUCCCAAGCACGAACCCCCUAGAAGCUCCAGACAUGAAGAUCCCAAAAUCUACGAAUCUCGCCCGAGACCUAGCUAUCGAGACCCAGAGUACGGCUACGAUUAUGCGAGAAAGGAAGUUAGAGUUCCGGAGCCGAAAAAGGGAGAGGGAUUGAGAGUGGACGUUCCUGAAGGAUGGAGAAUUGUCGUUGUGGUUGAGGAUUAGAAUUAGAAAGCGGUAAGUCAGAGGAGUGUUCCUACGGUUGUUUCCUUUUGUGCUGGUAUAUAUACGCUUCUCUUUUCUAAAGCCACUCCUUUUAUCAAUUUCCUUGAGUCAAUUUCCUACAGCCA
Botrytis cinerea B05.10 is the source of this 1187-nucleotide messenger RNA. RefSeq lists its product as hypothetical. Lineage: Eukaryota; Fungi; Ascomycota; Leotiomycetes; Helotiales; Sclerotiniaceae. The transcript has a single exon. The record is from RefSeq and is a predicted model, not a curated record. The coding region runs from base 28 to 1062 and encodes 344 amino acids.